CGUCCUCUAUUAAUAAUAAAAAAUAAUAUAUUUCUAUCAACAUCGCAAAUUUGCUCGGCUAGUUGUACGUUAUGAUACAGGUGUGGAACACGGAACCUCUGACGCAGUACUUCAACUCGGGCAUGCACCUGUACGAGGUGAACACGACCAACCCGCUCGGCACGAGAGGCGCCCUCGCGUUACGAUUCGGUGAACUAUGCAAGGAGGUGUGGUCGUGCAGCGCGCGCUCGGUGGCGCCGCUGCGCGUGCGCUGGGUGGUGAGUCGCCACGCGCGCGCGCUGGCCGGCGGCGGGCAGCACGACGCGCAGGAGCUGCUGGCCUGGCUGCUGGACCACCUGCACGAGGACCUCAACCGCGCGCCGCCCCCGCCGCCGCCCCCCGCGCCCGCCCCCGCCCCGCCCGCGCCCGACCCGGCCGCCCGCCCCGACCAGGCCGCGGCGGCGGAGGCGUGGGAGGCGUACACGGCCCGCAACCGCUCCAUCCUGACGGAGCUGUUCUACGGGCAGCUGAAGUCCCGCGUGCGCUGCGACACCUGCGGCCGGGACUCCGUGCGCUUCGACACCUUCAACAUGCUCUCCCUCCCGCUGCCCAUGGAGUCCUACGUGCGCACGCAGAUCAGAGUGAUCCUGUUGGACGGUUCGGUGCCAGUGAAGUACGGUAUACGUGUAAACUCCGACGAGACUUACUAUGACCUGAAACAAAAAUUAUCUGAACUAUGCGGAUUGCCACCGGAAUCGUGAGUACAUGCCGUUAUUGUUAAAAUUACCGUUAUAGAUAAUAUCUUUUUAAAUUUUCACAGUUAUUCCCACAAAUGAUGUCAUAAUAAUUCAUUUUCAUUAAAAACGAUUGAUUUCUCUUUCUUCUUUAUAAGGUUUUUGACUUUUUAGAAAUUGUUACCCAUCAUCUAACGCUUAUUGACUACUUGGCAAUUAUAUUUUUGCAAUAUUUCUUGCUUUAAAAUAAAUUGUAAGUUCAUUUAUUUUCUCAUAUUAACUGCAGAUUACAUUUCGUUCUGUAGAUUAAAACAACGUAGAUUAAAUCAAUGCAACGUUGACGUCACAUUUUAAGAAAUAGAACGUCAACGUUUUUUUUUUUUUGCUGGAUUUCCAAGUAAUUUCAAUUUGUGCUCGUAUAAAUGUUAGUAUUCAUGUACUUUGAAAUGUGACGUCACGGCUCAAAAUAUCAGGUGACCGAUUGAUUUCGCGGGAAUUGCAAAUGAAGUAAUAAAAAUAUAUAAAUAGCCUCAUGCUGGUGGAGGCGGCGGGCGCGCUGCUGGGGCGGGCGCUGCCGGACGCGGCGCGGCUGCGCGCGGGCGGCGAGCUGGCCGCCUACCAGCUGCCGCCG
Diatraea saccharalis (sugarcane borer) is the source of this 1344-nucleotide messenger RNA. The record is from the annotation of a GenBank genome assembly. NCBI's taxonomy places the organism in Eukaryota, Metazoa, Arthropoda, Insecta, Lepidoptera, Crambidae.